Messenger RNA from Clunio marinus, 402 nucleotides. Lineage: Eukaryota; Metazoa; Arthropoda; Insecta; Diptera; Chironomidae. The record is from the annotation of a GenBank genome assembly.
AUGUUACGGAAUGUGGAUCAAGCACUCGCACGCAGACAAAAAAAAAGAAAGGAGAAGAAUGUUGGACUUUCAAAGGGAAGACAAAAAAUAAGAAAAGAAAAGAAUAAAAACGAGAAAAACUUCAUUGCUGAUUGUUUGCUGAAACAUCCAUCAAAAUUUCCACCACUCCCACCAUCGGACCGUUUGGACAGCUUACGAUUUAGUAACAAAAUUUAUGGAUUCUUGAUGUUCAUUUUCCCAUUGUCAGUAAAUAAAUAUUCUGAUUGUUGGAACGUGAACUACGGUCAAUGUAUGAGCAUUACACUUGACACAAUUUAUUUUCCCAUUUCUGUUUUUCACAUACAAAAAUUGUCAUCGUAUCUUAAUGCAUUGCAGCAGUUCUCCAACCAACAUUCAACUUGA